CGUCUAGCGAGUUACUAUUUUAGUUAAAAGCUGACGCAUUCGGAAUUUUGUAUGUUUGGAGGCGUUUUGUUUUGUGCAACUUGUGUUCAAAUGGAAAAAAGAAGAACUGUCAUGAGAUGUUUAGAUAAGUAGUCUAUAGCAUCGGGAUGAGAUGUUUAGAUAAGUAGCCUAUAGCAUCUGGGAGCUGAAAUAUUGAUCACCUAUGCAACAAGACAUUUUUUUUGUAUAUACAUUUCCAACCAAAGGACAGCCCUGAGUCUUUGAAUGUGUUUGAGUGGAUGCCUUCAGAAAAUUCACAGGAAGUUUGUGAGAAAUUGGUCCACGAUAAUAACUAUAUGCAUCUAAUUUCCACUUUGUAUGUAAUUAGAAAACUUCAUAAUUACCUUUUGUUAGUUAAAUAGCGGCCUUUUUUUUUUAAUUGAUGAAGUUUUAAAAAGUGUGAUAAUGAGAAAACCAUUACAGUGCUGAAAAAUGAAGUCUUUUCUGAAUGUCUUUGGUUUCACCCUGAUGUUUGGCACUUUUGGAACUAGCUUUGGUGGUGAAAAUAAUAUUGUUGUUACCAUAUCUCCUGAAGAAGACAGCAUUACAAAGAGAGUAAAUGAAGAUCUGAAUUUAGUAUGCAGAGUGACUGAUGAAAAUAUUGCUCAAAUUAGAGAGUACACAUCAAGUGGCUCCACAGAACUGACCUGUAGGUACACGCUUACGUGGACGUUACCUAUCAAACUGGUGUCCAAGAAAGCAAGAAUAAGUUAUUUCCGAGGUUGUAAUGAACUAAUAGUCACAGUACAUCAGCUACAGAAGGAAGAUUCUGGUUUGUACAUUUGUGAAGUUACUGGGGAGAGUGUCAAUGUGAGGCACCCUGUCUCAGUCACUGUUCAGUCAAGAAAGAACACUUGCUUGGGGGCAUUUUUUCCAUGUAAGAACAUAGGGAAGGGAAUGUGCAUUUUUCCCCAGUAUGUGUGUGAUGGAUAUGAGGAUUGUCCUGGUGGAAGUGAUGAAGACCCUGAUUUGUGUGAUCAGAAAAAGUCAGCAGUUUCAUCAAAUGUUCACCAACCUUAUCGAAACCUUAGCUUCCUCCAGUCUACUGUGUACACCAUUGUUAGCUGUGCCAUUGCAUUUAUAUUCAUCACAACUGUUAUGGUGGUUGCUAUCUGUCGCAUUCAUAUGAGAAAAUCUGCUAUGUCCCUCCAUUCCAGGAGGCGCUGCAGCUCUACAAGCAGAAGUGGACUGUGGAGAUCCUGGUUUGGAGAGAGAAGAUCUGCUAAUGGCAACUUACAAAAUCAUGGAAACAACCAGGAAGGUAGAAGCCAUGUGUCAGAUGCAGACCUAGAAGACGCGUCUUCUGAUAUUGAUCACUCACAAGUACCCUUGAAUCCCUACUCAUGUACUUUGUCCUCACAUGGCAGUUUUAUUGUUAGUUACAGUGUGGGAAAUGGUGUCCACUUCAUUCGCCACCUUCCCAAACCUCCACCGUACUCCGAAACACUUAUAACGAGUAGCGGCCCUCCUCCCCCUUACAGCAGUGUGGAAAACAUAAACUGCACAUCAUCAGCAGAGGGCACUUCUUCAACUAAUGCAACUGAAGAAUGUAAUUCUGUCGGAGCUCUAAAGUAGCAAUUUGGUAAUUUGGUCUCUUUGUGGUAGCAGAAAACGUACUAAAUAACUUGUAUAUCAAUGUAACCUGGAAUGGUAAAACCAAAAAAAAUAUAUAUAUGUAGAAAAGCAAUAACUUACAGAUGCUCAAGGUCACUAACAAUCUUGUUAAAAGUGUGUCUGUUGCAUGUGAUAACCUGAGGUGCUCAAGACUUCAAAAAAUGUUGUCCAAAUUUACCUAUAGCAACUUAAUAAUCUAUGCUUCUCAUGACCUUGGAUGUCUUCAAAAUGUACCUGUACUUAAUGAAAGACUGGAAAACAACGAAAUUAAAAUGCAACUGCUUCUGAAGAAUAUUGUGAAUCUCACAAGUUUGAACCUUAAAGCCAGGAACAUCACUCUAAGUGUAAUUUUGUGUUCUGCCAUUUUUAUAUUUUAAAACGUUUAGCUUUUUGUAUAAAAUAAAAUAUUAGAAAUUUCUAACUUCACUUGAUCUUCAUUUAUUGAAAUAUUUCAUUCUCACAGAUAGUCAUGAACAUUAAAAAAAUUCUUUUACAUGUCUCUUUCUAAAGUCAUUUGUUGUUUUUUUUAUUUGUGGGUGAAAUACUCAAAUUUUUUCAAGAAUAUUCUCAUUCAAGGAAGAAGCAUUAUCACUAGAGAACUUCAGUAGGUGCCAAAAUUUUUGUACUAAUGAGGUCAUUGGGUAUUUUUGUCCUUGACAUCUCCAGCUUGACAUUAUUUUUCGUAGUGUGUAAUAUUGAUAAGGACAGUUUUACUUUAUGUUCACAGGUUUUAAGCCUUUAAUUGUUGCCAAGUUCAAUUAACAUUUGUUCGUGAACAACUGUAGUUGAAGCCACUGUAUAUUUUUAGAACAUUAAGGCUUUAUUUACAAAAUAUCACAGUGUCUCUCAUAAAAUCAUUAGUUCUUCAAGUUCUCAUCAUUGGAAAUGUAAAAAAUAAUUAUAAGUAGACAAAUGUUAGAAAUUAUCAUAUACAUUUAACAUGUUGUUCUUGACACUGUAGGUAGAAUGUUUUUCAGUGAUUAUUUCUUAUGUUAAAUAACAAUGUAAGUCCAUACAUAGUAACUAAUAAUUUUACUUUGUGUGAAUCUAUUGCCAACAUUUAAAGAAGCCCAAAGUGUCUUGUGAAUUUGUUAUUGUUGUGUUGAUUGUACAUACAUGUAUGAACUAAUGCUAUUAAAUAUAGUACAAUCCUUGUGUGAAUAUACCUAACACACUUGUUUAUGGAGAUUUUUGUAAGAAGAUUAUUCCCAUGAACAUGUUGCCGUGGGUUUAAUAUCUUACUUGUUAGUUAAGUAAUAUGUAUACAUAUAGUGCAUCCAUCACACAUUAAAGAAGUUGUGGAAAGACGUGUCUUUACGGAAAAUGUUUCUCUAAAGCUGCCAUAAGUUCGGUGUUAUUAUUAUUAAAAUGUAUAGCUGUACCAGUAAAUAUUAUUGCUGAUGGAAUUUCAGGUAAUAAUUAUCUCAACCCCAUCAUCAUGAAGACAUCUUUCCAUGAUUGUGAAAGUGGUUGUGUUUUUAAUAAAGCGAAAAGAAAAAAGGCAGGGUUUUUAGCAAGUAUGGUAUAUUAUUAUUAAUGGUAGUAGUAAAAUGUAUAGCUGAUGGAAUUUCAGGUAAUAAUUAUCUCAACCCCA
This is a messenger RNA of Limulus polyphemus (Atlantic horseshoe crab), 3247 nucleotides long. RefSeq lists its product as uncharacterized. NCBI's taxonomy places the organism in Eukaryota, Metazoa, Arthropoda, Merostomata, Xiphosura, Limulidae. Gene Ontology annotation, molecular function: protein binding. The record is from RefSeq and is a predicted model, not a curated record. The transcript has 8 exons. Bases 472 to 1614 code for a protein of 380 amino acids.